AUGCGUUACAAAGAUGAUGAUCGUGCGAUGCUGAAUGGUAUAGGGAUAAACCAUUUUCGAGAUUUUGGUUCCUCCUUUAAGUCCACCACUGCAGAUGGGUUCUUGAGAACUGGAGUACAUGUUGACUUCAGUAGCAAAAGAAAUGACAUUAGACCGUUUUCCCUGAACGACAACCAAAGACAAACUUGUUCUACUGAAGUUGCAGAUGGUUCUUGUGCUCUGCAACAGGAUAUUUCCCCGGCACACGACAAGGGCAAGGAAGUUGUGGUCCAGGAACUUUCCGGAGAACCUAGAAUCCAAAGCAAGGCAUCUGAGCAUAUAGAUGACAUUCCCAUGGAAAUAAUUGAGCUUAUGGCGAAAAACCAGUAUGAAAGGUGUCUUCUUGACAGAGAAGAGGACAAACAGCCAUCACAAACGACAACCAGCAUAUCCAAGAAUGCUCUGUUGAUUGAUCUCAAUGAAACCUACGAUAACAGCAUGGACAACACAUUAUGGCAACCAAAACCUCUUGGGCCCAAUCAGCAAAGCAGUCACAAUUGCCAGUGGCUAGGUAGUGUCCCAACAACGGUGGCCAGUCAUCCGAAUCCGUUUCCAUCCUCAUUUCGGACCAGUCUCGCUCAAUAUGUCUCAGAAGUUUCCGGACAAGUCAACAAGCUGGAUAAUCCUAAUACACGGAAUUUGAAUUUUGAUCAUGGAAGCAAAUCAUCGGAGAAUUAUUCCAAUGAGAGCAGUAUACCAGCGAUGUACCUACUGAGCCUCAUGGAUCCGCGGCUGAGGUCAAGCAUUCCCAUCGACCAAAGCCGAAACACUAAAUUUUUGAAAGGUCCUUUUUCAUCGGUUCACCACUCCAAGGAAUUUAUAGGACCUCAACCCAGGGACUGUAAUAAGACAGCCUACUCCACAAAGCAAUGGCCUUUCGAUUUUUGCAGCGAGAGAGUGACGCCCGAGACUUCCCGUGAAAACUUCCCCACCAUUCCUCCAGUUGGUACAUUUCAAAGUGGAAAGAGUUCUGCAGAAAAUGCUAACUCCACAUUCCAAGCUUCAUGGAAUCAUCAUCAGGAGAAAAAAUCCAAGAGGAAAGACAGCAACUCUGCACCAAGUUACAACAAUAGUCAUCAUCAAAAGCCAAUCUUUACAAACAGGAGCAGCGAUCCAGGGAAAUUCCAGCUUUUUGGAGCAUCAGAUUCCAUGAUGCUACCUCUGAAAUUUCACAUGACGGAUAACGCCAAGAAACAUAAGACAAAAAAAGCAUAG
Messenger RNA from Arabis nemorensis, 1254 nucleotides. The record is from the annotation of a GenBank genome assembly. NCBI's taxonomy places the organism in Eukaryota, Viridiplantae, Streptophyta, Magnoliopsida, Brassicales, Brassicaceae.